Bicyclus anynana (squinting bush brown) is the source of this 8455-nucleotide messenger RNA. RefSeq lists its product as uncharacterized. The record is from RefSeq and is a predicted model, not a curated record. Lineage: Eukaryota; Metazoa; Arthropoda; Insecta; Lepidoptera; Nymphalidae. Gene Ontology annotation, molecular function: protein binding.
AGCGGAAACGUUCACCGAACAAUCUGAACCAGAGACGGCUCCCGAGCUGGUCAUCUGUGAGGACCUGGAAGGCCAGUUGGAACAGAUACUGAUCACCACAGAAGCGGCCCUCGGGAUGGAGAGGGUUAGAGCUUGCUUGUCUCUACUCACGGCUGCCAGAAGAGGACUGGAUGAUACGGAAAUAUUGGACUUGUUGGCCCAUGACGAUCUAUUCAGAAGCGAGGAGACCUAUUUUCCAUGGGCACCAGGGGCUCUUUUGUGGCCUCAGUUGGGGGCUCUAUUGGCCCCCUGGCUGCGGUGGGACUCGCGAGGGGCGGCUCGUUGGCGGGACGCGGCGCUGGCCGUCACGGCAACGGACCGGUAUGCGUCACAUGUGCACGCCGCGAGACAGAUUCUUGUUGAAUACUACGAGGGUGCGUGGUUCGUAGAAAACGAUCCAAAAAUGAGCGGCCGAUUAAUUUCACAGGAGAACAAAUUUUCUGAUGAAUGGUAUAACACGAGAAAGUUCGACGAGCUGCCAUUCCAACACUACCACCUUCUAAAAGAAGACCCAGAAGCCUUUGCCGUCAAACCUUAUUUCACCCAAUUAAAUUGGAUUCACGAUAAACUCGCUGCCACUGGUUGUGGCCUUUUCCUCGAAGACAUAGCACUAGUCCACAUAGACCCGCUACCAGAGCAUCUAAAUAUCCUCAAAGAAGUUUUCGAGACACAUUCCUAUGCGCUAGAUUACGACCAUAGACAAUUUUUCGGCCUUCUCAGAACUACGAUGGAGAAAAGACAUCGUGCUGGGAUAGAAAUAGAUAGCGAUAUAGUGCAAGAGUGGAUGAAAGAAAUUUUCGAACCUCCAGUACCAACAUUAUACCCAGCGAACGAAGAAUUUUGGAAAGUUACGGAGAACAGAGAAAAACGGGAUAUGUUUAUGAUUGAAGGUUUCGACACUAAGUCCUAUAAUUUGAUAGUGAGGUUCGAUACGAGGGGUAAAUUUGUGGCGACAGUGUCGACGGAACGAGAAGAGAUUUGCGUGUGGGAUGUCGUAAAGUGUAAGUUAGUGAGAAAAAUAGUGGGAAUAACUCACCCGAUCAACCUAGUUCCGAUCGAUGAGUAUCGAUGUGUGGUGUUGUGCAGAAGAGAGCUGAAGGUGUAUGACCUAGACCAGGGUAAAUACGUGGUAGCCCUAAAAGGCGUGAUGAACCAGAAGAUGCCCUACUACGGCCUCCACGACCCGAAGCAUCUUGUGGCUCUUUCCAGGAACCGGAUGUAUGUCAACCUCAUGAAUAUUGAAACUGGUGACUGUGUAACGACGUUCAAGGCUGGAGAAGACAGGUUCCUAAACUCACUUCUCGUGUCUGGCGAUGGAAGAGUUUUAGUGUGUGGCGAUGAAACUCAGAAACCCUUUCCCCUGCUUGUGUGGUCGUUGACCUCAAGAAAAUUGUUAUAUGACCUCAGAAUACCUCACCACGACUUCAUCACCUCAAGGGCCGCGAUUACUUAUGAAGGUUCCUACGUUUGUGUGGUUUCACGCGAACUAGACGAGCCAAGUCCAAACUUCAUCGUGGUGUACGACCUUCAGUCGGGGACUCUGUUCAAGAAGUGGAAGCCGGGCUGCGACACCGUGGCUCUGGCGAUCAGCUCCGUCGACGGCUGCGUCGUGUCAGGGCUCGCUGAUACGAGGAUAUUGGUCUGGGAUUUGGUUACUGGCAACUGCAGGUUGACAUUGCGGGGACACGUAGCAGCACCGUCCCUUUUGAGGUUGUCGAAGUCAGGCGGAGUGUUGCUGUCUACAGACCACACGUGCAAGGACCUAUCUGUCAGAUUAUGGGACCUACAUACUGGCAAACUAAUAGCAGUUUACACACCACCGGAAAGGAUAACGUCCUGCGAGGUCCUACUCGGCGGAUCAGUGAUAGCUUUAGCAUUGGAGAACUAUAAAGAGAUACUGUGCGUCAAACUGCACGGUCCGUCCGUGGAGUCGGUGAAAAAUGGAAAGGAAUGCGAGUUUGAUGAUACAGGGUACGGUCAAGAGGAGAACGAAGGAAAGACAUUCGACGUGCGGGGUGCAGAGACCACCUGAUAAAGAGCCGCCGGUUCAACUCGUUAGCAAUAAUCUGUGGUUAUGUAUCAUUAUUAAUUACAUAAAGUUAUAGUUUUAAUAUUACGUUCGUAGCUUUUAAUACAAAACGUUCUCAGAUGUACUUACUCUCAAUAAUCUUCGUAGAGUACUUACCUACUCCUAAAUACCGUAUGGCAUAGGUAAUAUAUUUAUAAUAGAAUUGCCAACGAUUUCUAUAGAGUACAAAUAUUAAGAUUCCAUUCCUUUUUUAUCAUAUUCAUUUUAAACGUACAACUUUUAUUUUAAUUAUCAUAAUCCACAACGUCGAAGAAGAUAGCAUUAUUGAAGUAAAACUUCUAUAAGAACGCAUAACUUGGGUUGUAAGCAAGAGAAUACGUUACGAAAAUUGUAAUCGGGAGAGACGAACGGACGUUCUAAAUUGAGAGUUAAAGAAGUUUUACUUUAGUCGUUUUUUUAUGCAAAUAUUUUAAGCCCGAUUUUAAAAAUAAAUGAUUGAAAUUCUUUUGGAAAAGGAUACAAACUGAAAAAUUCCAGGAGUUUAAGAUUUGUUGUAAGAAAAAAAUGUUUCGAAAUUGUUGUAAAAUUAUUUAUUCAAAACAAAUGUGAUAUUCAACUGUAGAAAUUUGACUUGUGACACGCUCCGCGCGUCUCGAUAUCACAUGGGUUUUAAAUAUAUCUUACAGUUUUUUUUUUAAUUAAAGAACGUUUUGUUUGAAAGCGACGUAACUUCGUUAGAUACCAACAUUUAUAUUAAGGAUACAGUUUAAAUAUUUAAAUGGUAGUUUGCAUUGUGUGCUGGUAACACAAUGGUGUUCAUUUCAAGGGGCGGGCCUCGGAUUUUUGUUAUUAUGGGGCGCCACUGUGUGUCACAAAUUAAUAUAAUUUUAUUUUAUAAUUAUCCUUUUCUAGGUGCAUUUUUUUGUAGUUAUUCUCAAACGUAAGAAAAAUAAAUAAUUUCGGAUUUAUUAUUUACCAACUAAUAAGCAAAUAAUUGGAUAGUAAUUACUAAUUAAUGAAUAAUUAAAAAAAUUUACACAUUUAUUUUUAUAUAUUUUUUAUUUUUAAGUGCCAAAGAAAAGAAGUAGUAUUGGCCGCGAGACAAAUUUCCAAUUUUAAAAUCUUAAUUAGUUUGAAGUUAUUUGCACAUAACCAAACCCCCUAUUGUAUACUUAUUAAAUAAUAUUAAUUUUAUAUUAUUUAUUAACUAUAUGUACAAUUAUAGCUACAAACUAAUUGCAAUUUUAGCUACAAACUUUAUUUCUGUUUUAAAUUUUUUUCUUCCGUACCAAAUGUUAUUAUUUACUGUUUUAUUUUUCUGGCACUGCUGGGCCCAAAAAAGUUGGGCGAAAAAGCACUUGCUUGCUAGGCUAUAAGUGAUUUUUUCUAUCGUGUGGCCAUAAUCAUAUUUCACACAUUUUCAUGUUAUAGUAGAUAAUGUAAGUUAGGUAUAGUCAUUCUAUAAAAUAACCAGAUAACUAAGUCCUCGUCUGCGCGGUGCAGGAGAGUGAGUAUAGAGCGGGCGAUAAUACCGUGCCCAUUUCUAUGCUUACGAGUACAAAGAGGUAAAGUUUGUGGUAUUGUAGAGGUUAAUCUGGAUAUACUUAACCGAUUUUAAAAAUUCUUUUACCACUAGAAGGCCACGUUAUUUGUGAGUGUCAUAGACAUUAUUUUAUUCCUAUAUUCUCACGGUAACAGGAACUACGCGGGUGGAACCGCAGGCGUCGGCUAGUAAUGAAUAAAUGAUGAAUGCACCUACCACCUGCUCUCCACUCACUCCCCUUUGCCGUCACACACCCACGCCUCUGUACUACGCAGAAGACGAUUUUCCAUAGAAGUAUGGACAAUUUCAUAACAUACGGUGGCGCUCUUUGUUAGGUUUUAAACGUAAUGUAAAAACAAUACAACAUGUUAAUUCAAUACGCUUAUUUUUAUUUAUUUAUUCUUUUUUUAAUCAAAUCACAAAGACAUUUUGAAAAUAAACUUGAACAAUAUGACGAUUCUCAUGGGUGACUGAGUGAACGCAUAAUGUCACUGCUCAAUUGAACGAUUGAUUGAUAGAUUAUCAUGAAAUGAUGAACGUUUGUAUACACAUUGGCAGGGAUACUAAAAAGAAAAUAAAAUAACUUUCAUCCAGAAAAAUGUACUUUCUUAGCGAUAGAAAAAUGUAAGACACGCAAGAAAAAAAAUAACAGUUACAAUCAAAACAUAACAGUUGUACAAAUCAGAUUAAAAGAAAGGCAGCAGCCGAGAUCAUCUUCUCCUAUGUCUGAGAUCGGCCCUGGAACUUUCUUUCUUGGUCGGAUUAAUCAUCGGGAGAAUUAUUGGAUUCCUCGAUGCUGAUUCCCGUUUUAUGCCCAUUCAACAAAUUUCAGAAUGUACCAGAUAAGAUUUUUCAGAAAAUUCAGAAAUCCAUUUCUGGUCUAACGUUUUAAAAGGAUAUAAUAUAGUAGUUAUGCCUAUACAAUAUACAUAAUAUGUGUCAUACAGACCUAGGUAAGUACUAUCUUACAAAACUUUCACGAUUUGCCUUUGUGUAUCAUAAACGUCAAAAACUAAGGCACAGUAAAAUAAGUAUAUAUUUUUACUGUGAGUUUACUUUUACCUACUUGUUUAAUUGAUUGCAUGAAUUCGUGAAAUUAAAAAGUAGUAAUUGAAAGUAGAUUCGUGAAAUUCAGGCCAUUCGUGAAAAUAUUAUUGUCCAUAGUCCUUGAGGUGAAAAUGAAGCAAGAGCUUAGUCAAUAUUAAGUCAAGUACCUAUCGUUUUUCUGAAGCCUGGAUACGAACUACGAUGACAUUCAGCACAGGUCACGCGUGAGAAUCGAUUUAUUACUUGCUCAAUUAUUAUUUUAUAUUUAUUUCUUUUUGAGGCCUAGAGGGUACAAAGCUAAGUAUUGAUUGAUAUGAUUGAUUGAUUGUGUCUGCACAAGUUUGUAGCAUUUUUUCCGAAUUUGAGAAUAUUUUCAAUGUAUUUUUAGCAACAUACAUCGGCAUUUUAAACGUGCUGUUUUUUUAGUUACCUAGACUUAUUUGUGGCGACACAAGAAAAAAAUGCUAGAUUGGCACUUGUGAGAAUAUAGAGCAAAUGUUUUUUAUUUUUUUUCAAAAUAAUACAUUAAAAAUAAAAUAAAAUAAAAUUAGGUACCUACGUAUGUUUAUUUGAAAUAUUUGGUUUUUUACCAAAUAGAUACCUUCAUUAAAAAAUAAAACACAAUGUAACUACACGCACAAAUUUUAUCUGUUACAAAAAUGAGGUGAACAACACAACCGACUAAAUAAAAAUUAAGACUAUUAGCCACUUUUGUUUGCCUCAGUAUCGACGCUAAUAACAUAUCUAAUAGUAUUUAUAGUCUUUUCCUAGUACCCUAUGAAAAAAUGCUACAAUCUUCUCAUUAUAUUUACAAUAAAAUAAGCAGAAAACAGUUAGGUGUACCUAUUUUACUGCCACUUGAAAAAUAAACUUUAGUAAACCUAUAUAAUAAUAUAAGAUUGUAAUCAAACACUUCUAUAUAUUUUACGCAUAUAGAAGUUUUUGAAGUUAAUAAAUUAACCAAAAGGAGAUGGUUCUUUAUUACAUUGAUGUAACAUAUACUUACUAAAAUGCAGUGAGUAUAAAUGAAUUAGUAAUUUUAUUUAGUAAGAAAAAAUCAUAAAAUAAAAAAGGCAUAUUUUUCACUUUGCAUACUAGAAGACCCCCUUUACUAAGGGAGAGGACACACGGUGCGGCGCUCUGCAUAUAAAUAUCAAUGCACACGGUGCCGCACACCGCGUGUGUACAGCGAUGCGGCAAAACGUCUCCGGUGCGGCGCCGCACCGCACCGUGUGACCUCUCCCUAACGGCAUGCAAUGCCAAUUUGUUGUAAUAAUUCGUACAUUUAUAUUUUGUUAAAAAUCCUUUGUUACUUUGUAUGAUUUGAGUGUUUUUAAGCGUUAAAAAUUACCUAGCAAAUUCCGCGUUGGGUCUAUAUCUCCCAAAAUAUUUUAUUUUAUAGGUAUCACCUAUAUAUUUAUCAAAACUCGUUGACUGGAACUUAGAAGCAAUCAGUGCCUGGGUAAAAAAUGGACAGAUACAAAUAGCGACGUUAGUAUUACUUAUAUCUUCACGAUCUGUCUGGACCGUCUCCUUUGAAAAAAAGAUUGCGCCCAAAUAAAAUAUUAAUUAGUAAAUUUAAAAAAAACGUUAAUGUUUUGAUCUAUUACGCUUAUUAAUUAAAAUAUAAUAGUAAUUAAUUGUAUUAAAUUGAUUCUUUAUAAUAUUAAUAUACCGUACUAAUAGAUAAAGAAAUCGAUCAAACUUGCUGAAUUAACCGCGGAGAUAAUUUUAACGAUAAUGAAUAUUCGAUUUUAUAUUACAAAAAUAUCUCAUUGUGACAAAUCGGAUGAACGUGAAACGACCUACCUACGACAAGCGUAUUCUAUUAAUGUUUUUGCUUGUCAGUGGUUUUUGCUUGUACCCAUUUUACCUACUUCACCAAUAAUUCUAUAUAAAAAUCAGUUGCUUCAGGUAGGCCUCUCGUAUUUUAAAGCAGAUUUUGAAAUGCAAGUUGGUUCAACUAAUCGAAGCUGAUUCUACCGGAAAUCCGGAAGAAAAUAGCAGUUACCAAUAUUUGAAAUUACGGACAUGUCCCAAAACUGGCAACAUAUGUCAUGCCAGUGAACUUGUACUAACUUCAUUGUUGUUCUCAUUUUUAAAUAUAGAAAAAAUGUAAGGGAAUGAUAACAAAUUAUUUGGUAGGUUAAUAUGCUAUUUACAUCAACGAUUUUAUAAUAUUAGUUAUGUUACAUGCCUACAAAACCACCGUAAAAACAGAUCGUUUACCUGCUUAACUGAACGCACACAUACACGAUUUUGUGUUUACUUACAUUACCUUUAUAUGUAUGUGCAUAUAGUUUUUAAACUUCCUGAAUACACAACUCGACAUUGUAGACAAUAUUUAUAUUUAGGUAUUAUUUGUAUAAAUAACUUUCGUUGUUUGCUACUAGAUUGUAUGACUAAAUAAAAUGACAAUUAGCCGACGAUAGUGACAUACCUAAUAUUAUAAAAUCUUUGAUUUUCAUCCAGUUUAUGUUCACUUUGAAUAUAGUAAGAACGGUACUUGUAUCAUGAAGUUUUAAUCUUUUAGUUGCCUAAUAAAAUACGUUAAGUAUAAAAUUAACGUUUUACAAAUGCGAUUCAUUUCUAUGGAAAUGUAUCUACGUAAUGCACAAAAAACUUAUCAUAAAAAGACCAACUUUUCUACAACUAUUUAAUAAUAAUUAUCUCGUCUUUUCUCUGCAAUUUUGUUAAAGUUACUUAAUUAAGCCUAAACUUAAGUACCUAGAUAUAUACCUAAAAAUUCUUCUAAACCUAAUUAUCGAGCCCUAAGUUAUUAGGACAUUAGUAAGCGAAUGAAGUACCUACCUAAAACCGGCAUUUUCCGAACAGUGAGCUCGAUUUUUUGAAAAAUAUACGUUAAUUCAAGUGACACGAAUAAAUCAAGAUCGAAGCUCGGCUUACAUUGGUAAUGCCAUUUAUUACAUUUUGUCGUAUUUACUGAUAAAAUAAAGAUAACAAGAUGGUGCUUCAAUGAUAAAAUGUCUAUGUUAAGGCGACAUUUACCUCUUUCUACCCUCGACUCAGCGUUGAAAACUUGAGAGUGAUGUAUCUCAUCACGAGAUGGCGUUAUGCAUUGCACUCAUUCGUCGGUUGAGGCCUUAGACCAUGGUCUAAGGUAAAGGCCGUACAGACUACUUUAGUAUUUUAGUCGAGUGCGAAUGAUUUUUGGACGGUAAAUUCAAAAAUUGUUCGUACUCGAUUAGAAACUAAAGUAGUCCUAACUAGGCUUUACAGCAAAAAAACAUCAAUAUUCUUUUAUAAUAUGGCAAGUUCCUUGAUGACAUGCAUCACACUCCCAUGAUGACAACGGGCAACGGGGGAAAGACUGCGCGGGUGUGAAAUCGUGCGUGUGGGUAGUGAGAUGCAUCAGUCGUGGGUUUUUCAUUCAUCUACACGCCUCCCAGCCCGCGCGGUCCAUUGGGAGUGUUACGAACGAAGUUGCCAAGCUAUAGUAAACAUUCGCCUGCUCUACAAUAAUUACUAAUCUAGGUCAUGCUUCAAUUGAAAGUUCGCUAUUCGGAAAACGCUAACGAAAUCUUCGCACAUCCUUGUUCGUAGUGUAUUCUAGUUAAGUGAAUGUAGGUAAACAAAACAGGCUGGUCCCUGUACUGAAACCUCGUAAGCCUCAUAAGCCUACCCAACAUUUUACCAUUGAGAUUUGCGUAGAGAUAAAUUAAAAUUAAAAUGUUACGUGUAAAUUGCAGAUAUGUAUUCAAUUGAAUUGUUAAAUUAUUUAUGUAUUCCGGAAUGAUACGUAUAAAUCGAUGUCCUGAUUAAAAUUAUCUUAAUUA